Molecule: messenger RNA, 4273 nt
Organism: Anopheles funestus (African malaria mosquito)
Lineage: Eukaryota; Metazoa; Arthropoda; Insecta; Diptera; Culicidae
Gene: Saf-B
Product: SAFB-like transcription modulator
Exons: 8
Coding region: 116-3157 (1013 amino acids)
Biological process (GO): regulation of transcription by RNA polymerase II; regulation of mRNA processing
Cellular component (GO): nucleus
Molecular function (GO): RNA binding; sequence-specific DNA binding
Source: RefSeq, a predicted model, not a curated record
CGGGUGAUGUACCUGCCGUACGUUGGCGCUUCGCAAAGCAGAAGAUUAAAUAGAACCGUAAUUAAGCACGGGUGUAUGUUGGUGCUCAAUUUCGAGGGUAAAUCUGUGACAAAACAUGACGGAAACGCCCGAUAAGCGAAAACUCACUGAAUUACGUGUAGUGGAUUUAAAGCAGGAACUGGAAAAACGUGGCAAGGACGGCAAUGGGGUGAAAAAUGUGCUUCUCGAGCGGCUCACUCAGACGCUGCGUGAGGAAGGCCAUGAUCCGGAAACGAUGGAAUUCGAUAUUGUGGUUGGUAAAACAUCGGUAAAGAAGGGUAAAGCUAACACAGGCGGUAAGACAGAUGAAGAAUCAAGCAACACGGAUGCGGCAGUCAUCAACGAGCAAUAUGCCGACGCUACGGAAAUCAAUGCAGCCUCUGAAAUUAGCAAACAAUGCGAGGAGAAGAUAGUAAUUAAAAAUGAAAAGACAAUUGAUGUAGACCACGAACAGGACGCGAAAGUCGAAUCCGUGAAGCAGGAAGUUAGUGAAAGGAAAGAAUCGAACAAUGUAGAAGAAGCAACGCAAGAUAAUACCAACAUAAAGCAGGAGAAGGACGAUUUUGUAAAGCCAACAGAAUCAAUCCCGCAGGAAAAAUCGGUCCCAAAACAGGAGCAAAACAAAACCGUGGAUUUGAAGGAAGAUUCGAAGGAAGCGGACAACGAGGAUUCGUUGAAUCUUACGAUCGGCGAGGAGGAUGAGAAGUUGCUUCACGACAGCAACAUGGAAGUAGAUCAGAAGGAGGUCGAUACCCAAAAAAAGGAACAAUCGGUCGCAAAAGCUAAGGAUAGUGCUUCGGAAGAAUCUAAGAGAAAUGACGAAAAACGCGAGGGAAAGAUCGAGAAAAGCGUGGUUACAUCCAGCACCGAAAAAGACGGCGCAGCAGCAAAAACAACAGCAUCAACGGCGACUUCAACGCGAACCGGCGGAGAAAAGGCGACGACAGCUUCGCCCGCUAACACCACAUCCACUGCAAACACUGGCGCUGCCGGGGGCGAUGAAAAAACGAAGGGAAGCUCGGACGCUGGAAGUGGCACGGCCGCUAAUGUAGGUCGCAAUUUGUGGGUAUCGCGACUGUCCUCCCUUACCCGGGCAACCGAUCUGAAGCAGAUCUUUUCUAAGUAUGGUAAAGUGAUUGGUGCCAAGGUGGUCACUAACUCCCGCACUCCCGGAACACGCUGCUAUGGGUACGUUACGAUGGCAUCGGCAAAGGAUGCUACGGAAUGUAUUAACCAUCUGCACCGUACAGAACUACAUGGCCGGUUGAUUUCGGUGGAACGUGCGAAAUCUGAACUAGGUCCGGCACGCUCAUCAUCUACGGGAGCGGAUUCUUCAUCAGCGAAAGUGGCCACUUCCAACGGCAAUGCUUCUACGAAGAGUUCGUCCGGGGGCAAAAGCGAAUCGAAGCCAAAAUCUUCCACAUCAAACGAUAAGAAGAAAAAUGGCGAAGUUCCCAAAUCGACUGUGACUACCUCCGAUAAAGACAGAAAGCCACCACAAAAAGAUCGUGCAAAGCCACGGUCAACUCGACCUGCAACGGAAGGAAAACGGCCGUUAACUGCAGCUACGUCAAGGGCUGCUACAGGAGGUGAAAAGGGAUCAACAGCUGGCCGGAAAAGCACCGACGCAACGACAGCAACUGCUGGUAGGCGCAGUCGUGAUCGAAGCCGCACGUCCCGCGAUCGACGUUCGACCACGCAAGGGUCGUCGCAGGUACGAGAUCGAGAUCGUGAUCAGCAGCAGCGUAGUCGUGCCAAUAGCCGAGGUGUAGUCGGAGCAACAGCAACAGCCAAAGAACCUUCGCGAGAUUCUCGUGAAGUUCUGUCUUUGCAGAAGAUCCGCGAGGAACGGGAACGCCAUCGAUUGCGGGAACGAGAGCGACAAUUGCGCGAGGAGGAACGACGACGGCGGGAAAUACGGGCUCGGCAACGGGAGGAGGAAGAUCGUCUACAGCGCGAACGAGAAAAGCUGGCAGCUGAACGCGAGCGAAUCGAAAAGGAGAAAGCGGAACUGUUGCGGAUCGUUCGCGAACGGCAGAAGCUCGAGCGAGAGAAGAUAGAACUCGAGCAUCUGGAGCUGAAACAGCAGCAAAGGAAGAUCGAAGAGGCAAAGAGGUCGCUGAAGCGUCCCUCAACCGAUCGGUACGAUGAUGAUCGCAAACGGCCUGCACCAGAUCGUCGUGUUGAAGCGCCACCGCCGCCAAGAUUCGAUUCGACAAUAUCCUCUAGUUCAGGUAGACGCAACAACUAUGAUCGCAUUUCGACGUCGGACAAAAAGGUCCGUUUGGAUGAUUAUCCGUCGACGUCGUCGUCCUCAUCCAAGCGAGACGAUUUUAGAAGAGACAGUUUCAAACGCGGCGGUGGUGACGAUUAUAGGCGCGGUAGCGACGAUUACAAGCGCGGUGGAGAUGAUUACAAGCGCGGUGGUGGGGACGACUUUAAGCGCGAUUCCCGCGAUGACUACAAAUCGAGCGGUCGUUCCGGCGAUGACUAUGGCAAACGGGACAGUGGCUAUAGCAAGCGCGAUCUAGAUCGCCCCAUCUCCAGCUCUUAUGAUGGGCGCGGUGGUGGUGGUGGUGGUGGUAGUGGACUAUUGUCACAAUCAAUAGGCAAGGAAGGACGUUAUAGCGAGCGUUCUAAUGACUACCGUGGUGGCGGUGGUGGUGGCGCCAGCGGAGGCAGUGGAGGUGGCGGUCUGAAUGGAGGUAGUAGUGGUGCUGGCCGCGGUGGAGAAGAUCGCGAUCGCAACAAUUCCUCCAGUAGUCGAUAUGGAAAUGAUCGUACUAGUGGUGGUAAUGGCACUACUUCCGGUGGCAAUUGGCACAACAAUGCGGGUCUGUCGCAGAUUAGUGGAAUAUCGUCGCUGGGAAAUUGGGGCGACAAAACGAACGAUGGUGGCGGUAGCGGUGGUGGAGGCGGCUGGCGGAAUAUGGACAAUGGUCAGGACCGGUACGAUCGAACGUACAAUGAGCGCAAACCGAUGCAGAUAUCUUCGGGUGGAGGUGGUUUUAUUGAUCAGCCACGAACGAAUCAGUUUAUGGGCGGAAGUGGUGGUGGCAGGCCUCAAGAUCGAUACGGUCAAUCGAUGUCCAACCGUUUUGACAAUGCCCGGUACUAAACCUCCAAUUUAACCUUCAACUAGGUUAUAACGGUAGGGUUAAGUUUUUAAAUUUACAUUUAAUUUUCAUGAUUUUUGAAGAACAAUCACCGAUAUCGGUUUACUUCCUUCCGAAGUGGAAGGAACUUUCCUACAUAGGACACUUGCGCACUUGAAUCACGAAUAAAUCGUAUAAUAAUAUUAUUGUAGUUUUCCACCUCCACGAAUACCUCCGGUAUUCAGACAAACUUUUGGUAAGAGAAAUAAGGCGGACCAGUACCGUGCUAAGUGUACAGUCUAACGCAGUGUAGUCCUGGGACUUACUUUGCAACUUCUUUGUAAACCGUGACGCUAGUGAAACAGUUUAAAUCAAACAACUACGAUUAGACCGUUGCGCAUAAUAAGAAAUAUAGUUACGAUCAUAACCCGAAAGCUGGUUAUGCAAGCAGUAGCUGGAUACACAUAGUACGUGUGUAGUUAUUUUUUAAAUUUCCUGAAACAUUCAUAGAAAUCCAUCACAAACGCAACACAACAUAGAGUUCGAUAUCUGUUCCUACCAGUAAUAUGUUUUAUAAUAAGCACUCAGAAUAUAUAUCGCUAGAGCCGAAAUAAGGACAGCACAGGUUAAUGAAUACAGUAAAAAGCUAUCUAAUCUACUUUCUCUAUCUGUCUAUUGCACAUCGUAACAUACCGCCAAACCAACAAUUUUUCUAUAUGAAAUCGUAACUACAAUUUGUAGCCUACAUGAAUUGUAGGAAGAUCCAUUGAAGCGUAAUGCUGUGAACGAAAUGAACUUUAAAAUGGUUUGUUUGUUUUACAGGAUGUUUUUUAUUAUUUUGGAAUGCAAAAUAUAGUAGUACCCAAGUUAAACGACGCGACUAUUCGAGUUUCCUAGCAAUUCUUGAUUGAUGCCGCGGUUGGACAAUAUUGUUGGUAGAUACAUUGAGGAAACCGCGAAAUGAGAACAUAUACGCACUUCGAAAAUUCCAUCGUCGAAAUUUAUAGAUUAACUGCGAAAACAGUAAAAAGGUGUAGAAAUUGACACGUUCGUUUAUAAAAUGCUCCAUUCGUAUAGGGGUUUCUUAUUAGUAGAGAAAUAAAAUUAAAAAAAAAAACGUUGCCUUUCUGCUUCAAUAA